Molecule: messenger RNA, 3339 nt
Organism: Closterium sp. NIES-67
Lineage: Eukaryota; Viridiplantae; Streptophyta; Zygnematophyceae; Desmidiales; Closteriaceae
Source: the annotation of a GenBank genome assembly
AUCCCUCGGGUAUACAUGAAGCCCUUCCCUUCCCACCAUUUACCUCGGUUACGUCACAUUCGACGUGAGGACACACCUACAUCAGCAACGCCACCAGUUGCGCUCUUGACGCGUAGCAGCCGGCGCGUGUCACGGCGUGCAGCCGAUCUCUCACACUUUUUAUCCAUAUUCCUCUCUCAUACACACACACACACUCUUGUCUCGCUGGCGACAAAGCAGCGUCAUGGUGGUGCAUUUCUCACAUUCCUAGUUCAAUGCUUCAGGUCUCAUACACAUACAUACACAUCUGCACGGGGUUCUGUAUGUUCAACGGGCCGUUCGACUUGAAUGCCGGUGCAAAGCUAUUACUACUAGGAGAGCUCGAACUCCAAUCCGUUGCUCCAGUCGGUGAGGCCUGGGCUGCGCAAUCUCCGCGUAAUAGCACUACUACUACUAAUUCUAGGACUUGCACUUCCCCGCGCUGCACAUGGAAAUCGUAGCGCACCCACACGCCACUGCCCCACAGCCCGACGGCCCGCGCCGUUUUUUCCUCGUCUCUAAGCGACGCCAAAAAACACCUGCAUCAGCAGCCGCCGCAGCAGCCGCCGCAGAUGCCGCCGCAGAAGCCGCCAACCGGCUACUGGGGUCAACAGGAGGGACUACCCGCGCGCUGUUCCCCACGGGUGCGGAGCAGCAUUCGCCCGCGGGGCUGCUGGGGGAUGGCGCAGCAUGGGAUGUGGCGGCGGGUGCGGAGCGGAGAGAGCGCAGCGCGCGGGACCAGCAUUCGGAGCUGCGCCGGUCGCCGUGCUUAACGCCGAGCGGCGGAACGAGCAGAGCGGCAGUGGGGGAGUCAGCGCAGCAGCCCUUGCCAAGGGCGACGGCGGAAGCCUGGCCCGGGGAUGCGCGUUGCGACGACGAUGGCGCGCGGAAGAAGCGGAAGAGUUUUUGCAGCGCGGCGCCGUCCUGUCUGCCGUCGCUGCUGCAACCACGUGCGGGGAGCGCCUCGGAGUCAACGCGUCUGACGUCAGCGGCGCCGCCGCUGCCAUCUCUCCCUGCCGCCGCUGCCCGCCGCGCCGGCAUCCCUCGACCCGAUUUAUUUCGCGAGUCGUAUUCCCCAAACUCGCGAUCCCGCUCCAACCACCCGCCGCGCCCCCAACCUCCUUCCGCGCAACUCCCCGCAUCCCCCGCGCCCCUCUCGCGCGCCGCCACCGCGCAGUCGAAGCGCCACCUCGCUACCACCCCAACCACCCCCACCACCCCAAGCCAUCUUGAUCAUGGUAAUUCCGCCGCCCGCAACCCGUUCGAAUCCGCGCAACUCCCGCGGAAGCUCGUUCUCCCCCCCUUCCGCCCGCCCCAGCAGCGCUAUUGGCGGCCCUCCUCCGCCGUCGCGUCGUCGUGGGACGUCCCCCCGUUCUCCGCUAAGCGCCUGUGCCUCCCCGCGGGGAGUGGGGGGACGCGCGUUGGUGCGGCGCAUGGGGGCGCGCUGGGGGGGGGAAUGCGCGCGGGGGAGGGGGGGGGAUCUAUGGGUAGAAGUGGGGAUAUAGGGAUGGCGGACAGAUGCACGGGAUGGGAAGACAUGGGGAUGAGAACAGUGGGCAAUGGCAUGCACGAACGCAGGAGCAACCAAGAAGAGGGCUAUCCUCAUCAGCACCAGCACCAGCACCAGCAACACUGUUCCUGCUCCCACGAGCAGCAGCAGGUGCAGCAGCAUGAGUCGCCUUCAAUGCGUGGAUGUGAUGGCCUUGUUCUUGCACAGCGGCAUGGGGGCGAUCAUAGCGGCACUGCCGCAAUCAAGAUGGCACAGCACAGACCGCUGACCGGUAUCGAAUCUAACGAUGCUGCCGACCGGAGCCCUAGGGAGAUGGCACAGGCUGGGCGGUGUGGGUUGUCCUUAACGGCAAAAAGAAGAAGAGAGUAUCGGGGUGCUAGAUGGACGGAUAGCGUGGUGAGAUGGUCAUUGGAGGAGGCAAGGGGGGAAGGCAGGGUUGUGAGAGAGAGGGAUGAAAGCUGGGCAUCCGCCAGUGGUGCCUCUCCUUCUCCCUUGCCUGUGCCUUCGAAUGCUGCGUCCGCCAAUGCAGCAGCGACAGUGGCUACAGUGGCGGCCGUGGCAGCAUCAGCAGGAGCAGGUUCUCCUGCCGGUGGUGCGGCGAUGGCAGGCGGGGUGAGUGGCAGCCGCAGCAGCUGCUACAGCCGCCACUGCUGCAGCAGCAGUAGCAGGCGAAUGGGGAGUGCCGUGGGCAGCUCGUGCAGUGGCGAUGGUGGAGCCAAGUGCGCACCGGAGGCAACUGCUGCAGCGGCAGCUGCGGGAGCAACAGCAGCACCUACAUUAACGACAGGAGCACAUACAGCAACAGCAGCAGCGUUGGAGGAACGAGCAGCAGCAGCAGCAGUGGAGAGCACGUGUGGAUCGUGCAGUCAACAAUCGAGCCCUGCCUGUUUGGGUGGCCAUGGUAGCAGGCAGGGGCGUGCAGCAGCAGGGGAAGGGGUAAGGGGAGGUGAAGGGAGAGGCAGGCCUGCAACAGCAGGUGAAGCAGCAGGUGGGAGGGUCGGUGCUGGCAAGGUCCACCUGCACUCCGCCUUGCUCCUUGCGAGCGGUCAGCAGCAGCAGCAGCAACGUCUACAUGUGAAGCACCAGAACCUGCUCUUUCUGCGAUGGAAACAGUUAAUUGGAGGAGUGGAAGAGGAGGACGACGACGAGGAGUGUGGGGAUGACGACAAGCCCAUGUGGGACCCUCGGGAAUCUCCCAUGUUUGUUCUCUCUUCUGGAAGAUCCCUUUCCUCAGACUGUUUGAUCCGAGCAGCCAAGCCGUUGACCAUCGAUGGCGAGUUUGAGCAGUUCUUCUCCCAGCUGCUGCUCUGAUCCCCACUGCCUCUGCUGCCUCAGCUGCUGCUCUGAUUCACUGCCCUCCGAUCCCAGCUGCUGCUCUGAUCCCAGCUGCUGCUCUGAUCCCAGCUGCUGCUCUGAUCCCAGCUGCUGCUCUGAUCCCAGCUGUUGCUCUGAUCCCAGCUGUUGCUCUGAUCCCAGCUGCUGCUCUGAUCCCAGCUGUUGCUCUGAUUCACGGCCCUCUCAUCCCUUCUGCUCUGAUCCCAGCUGCGGCUCUCAUCCCCGGUCCUCUGACCACUGCUGCUCUUAUCCCUGCGGCUCUGAUCCCCGGUCCUUGGCACCGUGAUGCCAUUCUAGUGUGGGUGGUAUACGCAGUCAUAGGCUUCGAAGGUCAAGACAAUGAGCCUUGGUGCCACUAAUUCUCUCCAUAUUUGCUUGGAGAAGUGUCAAGGUUGUAAGAUGUUUGCAUUGCAUUGCAUGUGUCUACUAAAGCGGUUAGGCUAAAUGAUUUGCCUAAAUGAAUUGCAUAGGGGAAA